Molecule: messenger RNA, 468 nt
Organism: Telopea speciosissima
Lineage: Eukaryota; Viridiplantae; Streptophyta; Magnoliopsida; Proteales; Proteaceae
Product: ubiquitin C-terminal hydrolase 12-like
Exons: 6
Coding region: 1-468 (155 amino acids)
Source: RefSeq, a predicted model, not a curated record
AUGUCGAGUUUCUCUACUUUCAUUUCAAACAACCAGAUUUGCUUACAUGCUUUGAAACAAAUUCCUGAAGAAGAGGAAAACUCUGGUCCUCAUGAUCGCUUGAUUUGUUGCUUUGGAAACCCUUUUCUCUUUAUCAUUCACAAAGGCGAGACUUUAGCGGAAAUUAAAGUACGUCUACAGAAGAAAUUGGAUGUUGCAAACGAAGAGUUUGUUAAGUGGACUUUUACAUUUAUUCAGAUGCAUAUUCCCAAGAAGUAUCUUACAGAUUCUGACAUUGUAUCCAGUUAUUUUUCGAAAAAAGAUGAAAUUACAACUUGGUCGAACCAUCUUGGAUUGGUGCACUCUGACGGAACUCAUGAAAGGGUAUAUGAGGACAAUCAGAGUGCAAAAGUUAGCAGAUACUCGCGAUAUUCCAUUACCACACUUGUGACCAUGUCUCCAAAUCUUGCAGAACUCUCAUACAUCUGA